CUCGAGGUUCUGCUUCAGGUCAGAGCCCUGGAGGGGGGCCCGGGAAGGGACAGGGAGGUGAGCUGGACGGUGGAGGGGGCCCUCCUCGCCGGAGUCCCGCCGAGAGGAAGGCUGGGCCGGAGGGACGUCCGGGGCAAGACUGGGAGGAGCCGGCCGCACCUCGGCUCCGGGAUUUCGAGUUAUGGAGGUGCAGGAGAUCGUGGUAGGGGAAGAUGUGGUCGAGGGGAAAGGAGGGAGGCAAGCACACUGCAAACCCGGGAGACCGACAGCACAGGCCGGUGAGGGGGGUUCUACUAUUCCGCCUGCCCCUUCCCCCCUCCCCCAGUGGAAGCGCUAUGUUUCUGUUUUAUUGUUUUGAAAUGUUUAGUGGUGGUGGUUCGAAACUGUCGGUGUGGUGGUACUUAGUCUCGAUGUCUCCUAGAGUCAUGACAGCGUCAAGCCCCAGGGAUUAGGCACUCGCGAGGGGGAUGUGGGAAGGGGGCAGGUAACUUUGUGUUACAGCUGAAUACUCGCAAGGCACUUUGGAUGUUUUCUCCGUGGUACAGAAGUGGAAUACAGUUGCAGAACGCUUUGGUGCUACUUCUGGGGAUGCAGUUGUCGGUUAGCAUCACACUGGGUUAGCUCCAUAGUUGUUUCAACUUAAAAGGCUAGUUCUCAAAGUCACGUUGCUGAAAUGUUUUAUGGGGAAGUAGACAAGGGGUGCAUUUGGGGUUAGGAACGUAUUAGGUGAAUAAUAAAAUGCUAGGGUUGGAAGAGACAUUAAAGGUCAUAUAGUUCUCUGUUUGUUUUGUCUUUGAAUGUUGGCAUAGAAGGAACCUUGUUAUGGGGGAGAUGGUAGGUGGCACAGUGGAAGAUACUUGGAGAUUUAGCGGUACUCAUAUCCAAAGAUGAUAUCACUGUGUGGUACCGAAGAUGAAAGAAUGUAGAAAUUCGGGAGGUUUCACUGGGUAUUAAGCAGGGUAACUCAAUCCCAAGAAUCACCCAGAAUCUCUAAAUAGAAAUAAAAGGUUGGGGAGGAACUUAUAAAAUUCUGAUGGAGAAGCGAAAUUAGUAGGACAGACUCGGGGAGCUUGGGAGGAGCAGGGGGUUUGGUGAGUCAAGAGAAUCUGAAGGUUGAUAGUAGAGUUUAGGAGGGACAUGGCCAUCUUGACUAAGUCAAGUGAAUAUUGAUAGGCAGACCCAUCUUUUGAUAGGGCAGCUGAGGCAGCUGUCCUUGAGGUGGGUGUAGGGUGUGAGGGGCACAGGCCUUGGGGCACAGAUCCUUACUAAAAUUGGCUGUAAGAGAACUGACCCUGUUACAUUAGGUUUGCAGCAGGGGUGGGUAGGUAGGUAGGUUUCUUUCUGUCCUGGAGCUGAAAAAAAUGGGACUCAAAAAGUAAUUAAUGGGGGAAAGGGAAAGGGGUCCCUAAUGCCUGGGCUAAGGAGAACUAGCUCUUUAGAAUAUGCUAAUAAGGAAGGGAAGGCCAAUCCUUGAGAUGGGCAGAGGAAAGCUAAGGCCCUGAAAAGCUACGCUGUUGGAGUCUGAAUUGGGCAGAGUCGAGGGGAGUUCCAGAAGAAAGGACAGCUGCACCAAGGGCACUCAUGUGGAUCUGGUCAUUUUGAUCUGCCAGGAGAGGGUAGGGGAGAAAGGGAAAGAUACAUUUAUUUCUCAGUGGUGUGGACUUUCUUGGGAAGCAAAAAGAUUUCUUCUAGGUGUUUGUUUGCUUUAUUCAUAAUUUAAUUCACGAAAUAGUUGUUGUUAGUUGGCAUUGAGUCAUUUCCAACUUAAGAAGACCCCAUGUGUGUCAGAGUAGAAGUGUGGUCCAUAGGGCUUUUCAUGACCUUUCGGAAGCAGAUCUCUUCUGAGGCACCUCUGGGUAGGUUUGAACCGCCAACCUUUCAGCUAGUAGUUGAACGCUUAACUGUGUGCACCACCCAGGGACUCCUAUAAUUUGCUUCAUAGGAGGGGAAAAAUGUUUAAUACAGGUGGCAGAGAAUCUCACAACGUGGUUAGUCUAGAUCAUGGGCUGCUUUUAGGGGAACAGAAUUAUGGGAGGAGAGGACUUCAGUACUAGAAAGGAAGAGAGUGGAUAGUGAGGUAAGAAGAAAAAUGAUCAUCACUGGUCCCAUGUUUGGGCCCAGUAAGGAAAUGUCUAGGACAAUGUUCUCCAAAGUAAAGUUUGAAGAACCUUUACAUUUCUUUACGGUGUCAUGUUAAGAUCACUAAGGAGGGAGCAAGAGAUAAAGAAGAUUUUGGGUAAAAAUACGGUGGGGGAGAAACUGGCAUUUAGGAAGAAAUAUAAAUAUAUGUACCCAUAAGAAAAUAGAGAACUUAGAAAUAGUAUACAGGUUUUAAAAAAAAAAAAGUAAGAGAGAAAUAAAGAACCAAAGGAUGAAGACAGUUACUCAGAUGGCAUUUGGAGCUGCUGUUGGAGAAGGAAGAACUUGCCUUUCAUGACAACUGCCCCGGUAGGGGCAAGGAAGCAGGGAUUAGCACGGAUCCAGGACUAAGCAUUAAUUAGAAAAUCUAGAGGAAAGUAAGGAUACUGAAUGGGGGAAGGAAUCCGCUGUCCUAAAUAUAAAGCCCUUGAAAGAAGGAGAAAGUGGGAAUACACCAGUUUUUCCAGUCGGCAAGUGGGAGGGAUCCUAGAUACAAGGACGUUAGUGAUGGAAAUUCCAGAGUGAAACAGGAUAAAGAGCAGUGGCAGGAGGGCCUUGGCCAGAAUUUGCGGGUGGGGUGCGGGCAUGGGGGAGAGGCGCUAAUCAGGGGUUGGACAGGAUGACAUCUGAAGCCUAGGCUCAUUGAUUCUGGGCUGAGCUAAGACUGGAAUGGAAUAGAACAGCCACAGGGAAUAGAGAGCUGUGUUCCAGGGCCAACCAGCAUUCAGGAUUGAGACAGAAGGUCUUGGUUGAGUUUGGGUGAGGAAGUUACCACUAGAGUGGAACAGAGAGCAUUCUGGGAAAGUAGAAGUUGGUGGUGGGUGGGAUAAAAUAGAUGGGAAAGGGGAGAAGGAUGCCACUGAUAAUUGUAAGGGGAGGGAAGACCCUAGACGCUAAACAAAAACCAAACCCAUUGCCAUCAAGUAGAUUCUGACUCUUAGUGACCUUAUAGGAUAGACUAGAACUGCCUCAUAGAGUUUCCAAGGAGCGCCUGGUAGAUUUGAACUGCCGACCUUUUGGUUAGCACUUAAUGGUUACGCCACCACGGUUUCCUCUAGAUCUUAGAGUUUUCAAAAAGAAAAGAAGAUUUUCACUGCUGGAGUUCAAAUUAAAAAUGAGUCAGUACUUGCCAGAAUGUUUAAUGUCAAGAUAGCCAAAGAAGAGGGAGGUUAUAACCUACCUUUUGGCCACUGGGAUGCUAGUGUAGUAUUUUAUUUAAACUCAUGUAUGAACUGUGCUUUAUUAAUGCCAAUUUUGAGUGGUCAUCUUAAGCUAAUGUAGAACCUGUUCUCUUUCCAAAUAGUACCCUUUCCCACUAUUUAUGAUUUUAAAAACAAUGUUUUAGGAUGGAGACUUUGUUUGGUGAACUGAAGUUGAAUUCUGGUGGAGACUAAAAAUUCACUCUUACAUUUCUAUCCCCAUAAUUCAAAUAUGCUGGUUUUUUUUUCUCUUUUUAAAGCAGAAGCCACCCUUUCCCCAUAAAACAUUUAAAAAUGGGUAAUUUUUAAAAAAGUGGCUGCAGGCUGUAUGUCAAGGUCACAUUUUCCCUGGUCAUUGAAUUGUGAUGAACUUGAAGAGAUGAUUUAUUGUUUGUAAAAUGUGGUAAUUUUUAGACUUACACAACAGAGUAUAUGAGGCAGGAUAGGCCUUCAUUUGGAUUUUAAGAAGACCUGAAGCUAAGCAUACGUGAAAAGUUGAGAGCAGUAAGGGGCAGGCAAAGCUUUGUGUUUCAGGCUUCUUGACCCACCGUCUGCUAAGAAACAAAAUUUAGUUACCUCAUGGCUAAGGUAUGCCUAGAAAUCUUAGUGUUAGUGCCAUUUAAGGGUACAGUUGAGUUUUGUUACAAUGCCGGUGUCGGGGGUAAGGAAAAUAAGCAAAUUUUAGUUUUUCCAAGUUCUGCGGGGAAGUACACUACACGCGACUAUGUGAGCUGAUGCACCAUCUAUGCCUGGAUCCAGGAGACGUUUAGGUAUUUUAUUACGACAGGGCUUUAUUCAGAUUGACUUGGUUGUACCAUGGACAGGUCAGUAUCGUGCAGUAGUUCUCCAGUUUUAGUAUACAUCGGAAUCAGCCGGGGGGUUUGAAAACAUAAUGGCCUUAGGUUAGAGUCCUCGAUCUUCUACUUUGUGUUGUGUGGCAUGAAACAAGUCAUUUAGCUUUCUUGACCUCAGUUUUCUCAUCUAUAAAAUGGAGGUGAUGAUACCAGUCUCACAGCGUUGUGAGGAUUACACGAGAUAAUUUACAUACAGUGACAAGCACAUAGUUGCUAUUGUUGGGUACCAUCGCCAGACCCGACCCUACGUGAUAGAGUAGAACUGCCCCAUAGGAUUUUCUUGGCUGUAAUCUUUAUGGAAGGAGAUCGCCGAGUCUUUCUCCUGCAGAGCAGCUGGAUGGGUUUGAACUGCCAACCUUUUGGUUAGCAGCCAAGCACUUAACCGUUGUGCCACUAGGGCUCCAAGCACAUAGUAGGUGCCCAAUAAAUGCUACCUAUCCAAACGGUUUGUGGUUGGCUGCUAACCUAAAGAUUGACAGUUCGAACUCACCCAGCAAUACUGCAGAAGGAAAGGCCUGGCAGUCUGCUUCCCUUAAGAUUACAGCUGAGAAAACAUUCUGGAGCAGUUCCACUCUGUAACACAUGAGGUCGCCAUGAAUCAGAAUUGACUCUACAGCAUCUAACAACAGCAACAUUAUUGUAAUCUAAUUGUUCUUAUCCGGUUGUAUUUUAGGGCGUUACUUUUUAUGUUAUGUUAUGGUAUGCAUGGUGGCAGAGAGAAAACUCUCAGUAGCUCUGGAGCCUCCCUUAUGUCUUCAUUGCCUGUGCUCUUUCUCCAUAUUUCUGUUGUAUUAGUACACAUUUAGCGUUUACAAAGUGGUAGGAAGACAGAGCUUGGCUCAUCACUGCAUUAUUGCAUCCAUCCUUGAGGUGGAAGUGACAGCUUCUUUACCAGCUGUGCUGUAACACUGCUCAGUAUUUCAGGGCGGGAACUGAAGGUUGUAUAUCCAGUUGGAGCUUCAGGGGAAAUUUGGGGCCAUGCUUAAAAAAUAACUCCAGUCUUGUUACUCGGGUGACAUUUUUUAAACCAUUGCUUUCUGGAAAAGGGCUGAUGUGUUUAAUUAUGACUGCCUGGGCUUUCCAGCUGUCUGUUACAUCUGGAAGUUCUACAAAAGCUGGUAGAUAGAGCCUGGGCCUGGCAUGGCUCUAUGACAAGGAUUCGAUCAACGGUUGAAUAGAAGAGAAUAGUAUUAUCUCAAAUAGAUGAGGUAUCCCCAAACCAAACUUCUGAGCAGGGAGAAACGAUGGCAUGUCAAAUAGAUUUUCCUCUCUGCAGCCCAAGUGAACUUUGACGGCAGCGGCUCUCAGUUAGCUAAUGUAGGGAGAGAGAGAUGGCAGGCCAAUCUAAAACAGUAGAUCAGUUAACAAAUUAACAAUUUCUGUUUGACACUGGAAAUGCAUUAUUAUUCUCUACCUGUCCCCCUCCCUAGCAGAUUUAUCUUCUUAUUUGUAUUCUGCUUAGGCUAAUAUUAAAAUGAGUUGUUCCCGGAGCACAUAUCUACUGACAGUGGCAGGAGGCAGCCCAUAAGUGGGUCGGGUUUAGAAAUUAGCAGUGGCUUUUAAGCUACACUCAGAUAUUGGAAGUUGAUUUUAUUGUUUUGUCCCAGCCCAAUUUUAUUUUAUUCCUGAUCAUCUUUGUCAUGGAAGUAAAGAAAAGAAGAGAAAGUUUAUGGGAGAACAAGGAAAAUAAAAGGAAUCCAUGGACCUAAUGCUUUUUAUAUGCCAUUCUUGGUCUUUGUAUGACAUAGAAUGAAUUUCGGUGUUUCCCCAGUAAUUUAGCACAUACUUAUUGAGUACGUAAUGGGAGGGGGAUAUAAAGGAAGUAAAAAAUAUUCUCUCUAUCCUUGAGGAACUUACAGACUGAAAGCAGGUUGAGUCAGCAAUGAGAGUUUGAAAUUCUGUGACCUAAUACUGUUCAAUUAAGUAAAUAUAUGUGCGUAUACACAUAUAUUAAGGAGUCUUGGUGGCACAAUGGUUAAAUGCUUGACUGAUAACUGAAAAGUUGGUGGUUUGAGGCCACCCAUCUGCUCCAGGGGAGGAAGACCUGGCGAUCUGCUCCUGUAAAGAUUGUUGUUGUUGUUGUUAGGUGCCAUCUAGUCGGUUCCGACUCAUAGCGACCUCAUGCACAACAGAAAGAAACACUGCCCAGUCCUGCACCAUCCUCAUGAUCGUCGUUAUGCUUGAGCCAGCUGUUGCAGCCGCUCUGUCGAUACAUCUCGUUGAGGGUCUUCCUCUUUUUGGCUGGCACUCUGCUUUACCAAGCAUGAUGUCCUUCUCCAGGGACUGCUCCCUCCUGAUAACGUGUCCAAAGUAUGUGAGAUGAAGUCUUGCCACCCUCACUUCUAAGGAGCAUUCUGGGUGUACUUCUUCUAAGACAGAUUUGUUUGUUCUUUCGGAAGUCUAUGGUAUUGUCAGCAUUCUUCACCAACACUGUAAGGUGUCAAUUCUUCUGCCUUAUUCCUUGCCCAACUUUCGCAUGCAUAUUAGACAAUUGAAAACACCAUGGUUUGAGUCAGGCACACUUUAGUUCUUAAAGUGACAUCCUAGAAAACCCUGUGGGCAGCUAUACUGUGUCACACAGGGUCGCUAUGAGUUAGAAUUGACUCGAUGGCAUCUAACAAUAAAAUAACAACCACGUACACAUAUAUACGUGUAUAUUUACAAGUUGAGCCCAUAGCUGGAUCUGGGAUGAGACAAUAGGAAAAUAACCCGGUAAUGGCCUCUCCAAAUAUUUGCGUAUACGUAUGAAGUCUCGGAGAAUUAAUUUAAAAAAAGUUGGAUGAGGAGGAGUCCUCAUGAAAAAAUACAAAAAAAUUCCAUAUUGUGACUGUGGUAUACUGAAAUGGAGACACCAGAAGGCCAGUGUCCCAGUCCACUGCAGGUAGGACACGGAAGCAUCAUAGAAGGGAUUCGUGUCUCAUGUUACAAUGAUGCAACUUCUGAGUGUGGAAGACAUACUAAAUAUUCACAUGGUCUUGUUGAAGAUCAAGAGUAAGGAAAGCUAGCUCUAAUUUUUGAUCUAGCAGGAAUUCAGAGCGCUCCAAAAAAUGAACCUAGUUACUUAGGGUGUCAUUUUGAGAUGGCGUUGCAUUUUGAAAAAGACUGAUGCAUUUCCUGAUGAUUGUUUAGGUAUUCUAGAUACCUGUGACAUCUAGAAGUUGUACAAAAUAUUGUAGCUAGAGUCCAGGUCUGGCAUAAAGCUGUGAUGAGGUGUUUUCCUUACGUGGAGUAAAAUGAUUUCCUUAAGGCAGGAAAUGAAAGUGAGUACUAUUUGAAUAAUAGGAAAAAGGUAUCAAGCACAGCAGUGGGGAGAGGAGCUAAAACUACCUGAGGGUAUGGAAUUGUAAGUGAGACUUUUAAACAAUUGCUUUUGCCUACUCAGUUGUUUGAAUAGAUUACCUUUGAUCUUUUCAAGUGCUUUCAUGCUAUUCUCAAUUUUAGGUAACCAGUUGCCUUGAGUCCACUUCCACUCAUGGCAACCCCAUGUGUGUCAGAGUAGAGCUGUAUUCUGUAGGGUUUUCAGUGGUGAUUUUUCAGAAGUAGAUCACCAGGCCCUUCUUCUGAGGUGCCUCUGGGUGGACUUGAACUGCCAACCUCGAAGUUGGCAGCCAAGUACUUUAAUCAUUUGCACUACCCAGGGACCCCCAUUUUAGGUAGCGGAUAGUUUGUUCCCAUUUUAUAGAUGACGUAGUGAGGUGAACGUAUUGAGAUGGUCUGAGGUCGCUGAGAAUUGGGGUCUGGAAGUGCCCUCCAAGUUUUCCUACCACAAUUUGGGCUAUAUAGAUGCUAAAGUAUGUCACUUUUCAAGGGUAUGCCGCUCUUUAAUUAGAUGGUUCUGAAUGGGUUUGGACAGUUCCUAAACAUCACGUUGACCCUCCACGGAUGAAGAUUCAGCACUAGUAAGGAGAUCGAAAAGGGUAUGGCCUGCAUUUGGGUGAUAACUCUCCCAGAGAAGCUCCAGGGAGAUCGCAAGCCCUGGCCACUGCAUUGAGAUGCAUGUCCUGCCUUCCAGGGUGGCUUCUUUGGAGGUAACAGCAUUCAUUUGAAAGAGUAAGUUUUCAACAUGUUUAACAGACAGUUAACUUUCCUUUGUAUCCAGUCUCAUUAACCCUUAUAGGCAAGAUUUUUGAACGUGGUGGUACCCAAGGAGUCUAUAAAGGUGUUCAUGCCGGAAACAAGUGCAGGCAACUACUUUAGCCUUCUUGGUAAAUACAGGAAUUAAUGUAUGCGAGACUAGGAUACAACGUCCCUUGUAAGACUGAUCCGUUGGAGUAGACACCAGUGGAAAUAUCUGGAUAGAGAAAAAAAAAACAAAACAGGAGCCAAAAAGUGUCACAAUAGUUUUAGUCAGGCAGAAGGCUGGGAUGAACAGUUAAAGGGUCCUUCUUCCUCCUAUAAAUUGCCCGGCAGGUUAUUUCCAGUCGCUUGCGUGUGUGUGUGUGUGUGUAUGUGCAUGCGUGCAUGCGAACACAACUGCAUGUCUCUCUGUAUGGUAAUAGGGGAGCCUGUUCUGCGUGAAGGGGAGCAGAGUCAAGUGAUUAGGGCAGGUAUAUGGGGCUCUUGAGUUUCAGGGAAUGAUAAAAAUGUUUGGUUAAAGGUAGUGAAAGAUGAGGGGAUACAGAUAUUGGGGGAAAGCCUGAGGAGAGAAUAGGUUACCUUUAUAUGCGAAAUCAUUAAAUUAGACCACUUUAAAUGAGAACUUCCUCAUUGGGGAUGAGGGGUAGUGUAACUGAAAAAAAUUUUUUUUUUUUUUUUUUUUUUAGUGUAACUAGGUAGGGAAAAAAGGAAUGUUAGUUUCCUGUUGAAUACACGAGGAAUGAGGCAGCGAUACAGGGUAAGAUCUGUAGUAGGAGUCUUAUAUCUAAAGCCUGGUAAAAUUAUCCUUGUUGGGUAUGUGUAUACUUGCCUUUUGAAAAAAUGAUUUUGAGACAUUUUGACUUCUCUUUGAAGGUACUCCAGUGACUGGUAGAAAUCAUGACCUUUUCACUUUGGCCCUAGGAUCUCAAUUUCAGUGGUCUCUUGGAUCUCCUUGCAGGUGUCUUAGAUGCUGCUUUUCCCAAGGGGGAGUGGCCACAGAGGUCCUAUCUGGCGUGAGUGGCUGUCAUGAUCUCUACGGCACCACUCUACAGUGGCGUGCACAACUGGACCAGUUCUGACCGGAUUCGCAUGUGUGGCAUCAACGAGGAGAGAAGAGCACCUCUUUCUGAUGAGGAGUCCACGACAGGUGACUGCCAGCGCUUUGGGUCUCAGGAGUUUUGUGUCAGCAGCAGUUUUUCCAAGGUGGAGCUCACAGCGGUUGGUAGUGGCAACAACGCCCGGGGGGCAGACCCAGAUGGCAGUACAACAGAAAAACUUGGGCACAAGUCUGAAGAAAAGCCUGACGACACCCAGCCAAAAAUGGACUAUGCUGGGAAUAUGGCAGCAGCCGAGGGCCUCUUGGUGCCACUGAGCAGCCCAGGGGACGGGCUCAAGCUUCCCCUUCCUGACAGUACCGAGGCCAGCAACAGCAGGGUCGAAUGCUCCUGGACACCCAUAAGCACCCAAAUGAGCAAGCAGGUUGACUGCUCACCAGCAGGGGGGAAGGCUCUGGACUCUCGGCACGGUGUUGGGGAGAAGAAUACUUUCAUUUUGGCAACUCUGGGAACUGGAGUCCCCGUGGAGGGGAGCCUGCCUCUGGUUACCACUAACUUCAGCCCACUGCCGGCCCCCAUCUGUCCCCCUGCUCCUGGCUCGGCCUCUGUUCCUCCGUCUGUUCCGGAUCCAUUCCAGGUUCCCCUCUCCGUCCCUGCCCCAGUGCCCCAUUCUGGGCUAGUUCCUGUCCAGGUUACCACUUCGGUUCCAGCGCCUUCCCCUCCCUUAGCACCAGUCCCAGCUCUGGCUCCAGCUCCACCAUCAGUGCCCACACUUAUCUCUGAUUCGAACCCCCUUUCGGUUUCAGCCUCGGUCUUGGUGCCCGUGCCAGCUUCUGCUCCCCCCUCGGGCCCAGUUCCCCUCUCGGCUCCAGCCCCCACCCCCCUUUCAGUCCCAGUUUCAGCUCCUCCCUUGGCUCUGAUCCAGGCUCCAGUGCCCCCUUCAGCUCCGACCUUGGUCCUGGCUCCUGUCCCUACUCCAGUUCUGGCCCCCAUGCCAGCAUCCACACCUCCAGCAGCCCCCGCUCCUCCAUCUGUGCCGAUGCCCACCCCAACCCCAUCCUCCGGCCCACCCUCUACUCCCACCCUCAUCCCUGCCUUUGCCCCUACACCAGUGCCUGCACCCACCCCAGCCCCCAUCUUUACUCCAGCCCCCACACCUAUGCCGGCUGCCACACCAACUGCCAUUCCCACCUCUGCACCGAUCCCGGCCUCCUUUAGUUUGGGUCGAGUGUGUUUUCCUGCAGCUCAGGCACCAGCUAUGCAAAAAGUCCCCCUGUCCUUUCAGCCAGGGACAGUGCUGACCCCAAGCCAGCCGCUGGUUUAUAUCCCGCCUCCAAGCUGUGGGCAGCCACUCAGUGUGGCCACACUGCCAACCACUCUAGGGGUCUCCUCCACUCUUACACUCCCUGUCCUGCCAUCCUACCUGCAGGACAGGUGUCUUCCUGGCGUGCUGGCCUCCCCGGAGCUCCGGUCUUACCCAUAUGCGUUCUCUGUGGCCCGGCCUCUGACUUCAGAUUCAAAGCUGGUGUCUCUGGAGGUGAACAGGCUCCCCUGCGCGUCCCCGUCCAGCAGCACCAGUACCCAGCCUGCGCCUGAUGGGGUACCCGGGCCUUUGGCAGAUGCUUCCCUUUCCACUGCUUCUGCCAAGGUGCUUCCAACUCCACAGCCUCUGCUGCCAGCCCCCAGCGUGAGCUCAGCCCCACCACACCCCGCCAAGAUGCCAGGUGGUGCUGAGCAGCAAACAGAAGGGACUUCUGUUACCUUCUCUCCCCUGAAGUCACCUCCACAGCUGGAGCGAGAGAUGGUCUCUCCCCCUGAGUGCAGCGAGAUGCCCCUGGAUCUCUCCUCCAAGUCCAACCGCCAGAAGCUUCCAUUGCCGAACCAGCGCAAGACACCCCCCAUGCCAGUGUUGACCCCCGUGCAUACCAGCAGCAAGGCCCUCCUCUCCACAGUUCUGUCUAGGUCUCAGCGCACAACCCAGGCUGCUGGUAGCAGUGUCACCUCAUGCCUGGGCUCCACGUCCUCACCUUUUGUCAUCUUUCCUGAGAUCGUAAGGAACGGGGACCCGAGCACCUGGGUGAAGAACUCCACUGCGCUGAUCAGCACCAUUCCUGGCACCUAUGUGGGAGUGGCCAACCCAGUGCCUGCCUCCCUGCUGCUGAACAAAGAACCCAACCUGGGACUCAACCGAGACCCCCGCCAUCUCCCCAAGCAAGAGCCCAUCUCCAUCAUUGAUCAAGGAGAGCCUAAGAACACUGGUGCCCCCUGCUCCAAAAAGGGCAGCCAGGCUGGUGCUGAGGGACAGCCAAGCACAGUCAAACGUUAUACCCCAGCCCGCAUUGCCCCUGGGCUGCCGGGGUGCCAAACCAAGGAGCUCUCUUUGUGGAAACCCACAGGGCAGACAAAUAUUUAUCCACGGUGUCCAGUCAACGGGAAAGCCACCAGCACCCAGGUCGUGCCUGUUGGCUGGUCACCGUACCACCAACCAUCUCUGCUUUCCAUUGGCAUUUCCAGUACUGGGCAGGUGACCCCCAGUCAGGGGGUGCCCAUCAGGCCCACCAGCGUGGUUUCUGAGUUUUCUGGUGUGCCACCUCUCAGCUCUAGUGAAGCUGUGCAUGGACUUCCCGAGGGGCAGCCAAGGCCUGGGGCCCCCUUCGCUCCCGAGCAGGACACUGUCACAAAGAACAAAACUUGCCGGAUUGCUGCCAAGCCUUACGAAGAACAAGUCAAUCCUGUCCUCCUGACUCUCAGCCCUCAGACGGGGACCCUGGCCCUAUCUGUUCAGCCUAGCAGUGGGGAUGUAAGAGUGAAUCAGGGGCCUGAGGAAUCGGAGAGCCACCUCUGCUCUGACAGCACUCCUAAGGUGGAAGGCCCCCAGGGGGCCUGUGGACUGAAGGUGGCCGGAGACACGAAGCCCAAGAACCAAGUGCUGGCCACCUACAUGUCCCAUGAGUUGGUCCUGGCCACCCCACAGAACCUGCGCAAGAUGCCUGAGCUGCCUUUGCUACCUCACGACAGCCACCCCAAGGAACUCAUCUUGGAUGUGGUUCCGAGCAGCAAGAGGGGCUCCAGCACAGAGCUUUCGCAGCUUGGAAGCCAGGUGGAUCUGGGGCGGGUGAAAACGGAGAAGGUGGAUGGUGAUGUGGUCUUCAAUGUAGCCACCUGCUUCCGGGCCGAUGGCCUCCCUGCAGCUCCCCAGAGGGGCCAAGCCGAGGUUAGGGGCAAGGCUGGGCAGGCGCGAGUGAAACAGGAAGGUGUCAGUGUCUUUGCUUGCAAGGACAAGUGGCAGCCAGAUGACAUGACCGAAUCGCUGCCACCCAAGAACGUGAAGUGUGGCAGAGAGAAGGAAAGUGAGGAGCAGCAACUGCCACAACCCAAGCCCAUAGUCCGGAGUUCCCAUGGACCCAAGUGCCGAAAGCUGCCCAGUGACCCCCAGGAACCUACCAAGAAGAGUCCCCGGGGGGCUUCCGAUUCAGGAAAAGAGCACAAUGGAGUCAGGGUAAAGCACAAGCACCGGAAGCCAACAAAGCCGGAGUCCCAGUCUCCAGGAAAACGAACCGACGGCCAUGAGGAAGGUUCCUUGGAAAAGAAAGCAAAGAGCAGUUUCCGGGACUUCAUCCCCGUGGUCCUGAGCACCCGGACGCGCAGUCAGUCUGGAAGCAUCUGUAGCUCCUUUGCUGGUAUGGCAGACAGUGACAUGGGAAGCCAGGAAGUCUUCCCCACAGAGGAGGAAGAAGAGGUAACCCCCACCCCAGCUAAGCGUCGAAAGGUGAGAAAGACCCAACGGGACACCCAGUAUCGCAGCCACCAUGCCCAGGACAAGACCCUGCUGAGCCAGGGCCGUAGGCAUCUGUGGCGAGCCCGAGAAAUGCCCUGGAGGACAGAGGCUGCCCGGCAAAUGUGGGACACCAAUGAGGAGGAGGAGGAAGAUGAGGAGGAAGGCCUCAUGAAGAGGAAGAAACGGAGACGACAGAAGAGCCGAAAAUAUCAGACUGGGGAGUACCUGACUGAGCAAGAAGAAGAGCAACGGCGGAAAGGGAGAGCAGAUAUAAAGGCCCGUAAGCAGAAGACUUCGUCCCAGAAUUCAGAGCACCACCUCAGGAACAGGAACCUUCUCUUGCCCAACAAAACCCAGGGGAUCUCAGAUUCACCAAAUGGUUUCCUCCCGAAUAACCUGGAGGAGCCAGCCUGCCUUGAAAAUUCAGAAAAGCCAUCAGGAAAAAGAAAGUGCAAGACCAAGCAUAUGACAAACAUCUCAGAAGAGGCAAAGGGCAAAGGUCGUUGGAGCCAGCAAAAGACACGCUCUCCCAAAUCUCCCACCCCAGUAAAACCCACGGAACCAUGUACGCCCUCUAAGUCCCGAAGUGCCGGCCUAGAGGAAACCUCAGAGUCACCUACAGCUCGGCAGAUCCCCCCAGAAGCCCGUCGGCUCAUUGUGAACAAAAAUGCUGGCGAGACCCUCUUGCAGCGAGCGGCGCGUCUUGGCUAUAAGGAUGUUGUUCUCUACUGUCUCCAGAAGGACAGUGAGGACGUGAAUCACCGUGACAACGCUGGCUACACGGCUCUGCAUGAGGCCUGCUCGCGGGGCUGGACUGACAUCCUGAACAUCCUGCUGGAGCAUGGGGCCAAUGUGAACUGCAGCGCGCAGGACGGCACGAGGCCCGUUCAUGAUGCAGUGGUCAAUGACAACUUGGAGACCAUCUGGCUCUUGCUGUCCUAUGGGGCCGAUCCCACGCUGGCCACCUACUCGGGGCAGACGGCCAUGAAGCUGGCCAGCAGCGACACCAUGAAGCGCUUCCUCAGCGAUCACCUCUCAGAUCUCCAGGGCCGGGCAGAGGGUGAUCCUGGAGUCUCCUGGGACUUUUACAGCAGUUCUGUGUUGGAGGGAAAAGGUGGGUUUGCCUGUGACCUCCUGCAUAACCCUCCUGGAAGCUCGGAUCAAGAAGGAGAUGAUGUGGAAGAGGAUGAUUUCAUGUUUGAACUCUCAGACAAGCCUCUUCUCCCUUGUUACAACCUCCAAGUGUCAGUGUCCCGCGGGCCCUGCAACUGGUUCCUCUUUACAGACGUCCUGAAGAGGCUGAAGCUUUCCUCGAGGAUCUUUCAGGCCCGAUUCCCGCACUUUGAAAUUGCCACCUUGCCCAAGGCAGAGUUCUACCGGCAGGUGGCCUCCAGUCAGCUGCUGACCCCUGCUGAGAGGCCUGGAGGCCUGGCUGACAGAUCUACCCCAGGCUCUUCUGAGACUGUGGAGCUGGUGCGGUAUGAGCCAGAGCUGCUCAGGCUCCUAGGGUCUGAGGUGGAAUUCCAGUCUUGGAGCAGUUGACGGGGGAAACGGCCCCUCCCUUUUCUUCUUUCUCCUCCUGAGUCCGCCCUUCCCCCAUCUCCCAUGUCUCCCCCCACCGAGCACCAGACUGCAGAAUGAGGCAAUAAUAUGGACCAACAAGAAGCCGCCUUAUCAAAUGCCAGCAUUAGUGACUGGAUUUUUUGGGGGGGUUACAAUUAGUUCUCAUCUCCCUGUCAUCGUCAUUGGUGUCGUGGUGGUUGGUGAUGGGGGUGGAGAGUUCAACCCCACAUCUGAGGACAACAGGUCCCAGGGGUGGUGGGAGGUGGCGCUAGGGUCCUUUGGACUGGCCUCCCGGGGUAUGACCAAGACCAAACCUGGGCCCUGGAUGGCCAUGGCCUGUCCUGAGGAGAAAUGAGAAAAGCUCAAAUCUCUGAGCGCCCGCUCUGUUCCCCUGUGUUCUUCUGUCUUUCAUAGUAUUUAUUUUAUUAGUAUUUAAUUUGUAUUGUUUCAUUGGUUUCUGAUAAGUCUGUAUCACUGUGAUGGUUUGAGACAACUUGUAUUGAGGGACUUUCUUCACCACCUUCUGUUUCUUGAUAAGCUCUGGAGCCCCUCCCUGCCUCUUACAAAGUGACUCUUGGGGUUUUUCCCCACCGGGGAAGGCGGGGGGGUGGCUGGGGAGACAUCAAGUGUGACUAAUGAAGCUAGCUGGUGCUGGCCCGGGGCUGGGGGUUGGGGUCAAUCCCAAGGCUUUGGUGCUCCCCUCCACACACAGUUUUUUCUCGUUUUCCCCUCCUCCCCUUCGUGGCAGCCCUGCUAUCUUGAGAUAUGUGUUUACCAGGGCGGGGAGGAUUGUCGGGGGAGAGGUUAAUGAGUGACUCUAAUAAAGGAAGAGUAGAGAAUGGGUCUGCUGGGUAAGGUGCCCCCCCCUUCGCUGCCCCCUCAGAGUGCACAAUCUGGAUUUGUUCCCGCAUCUUUCCCCUGCAGCCCCACCCACCCCACCUGGUUCUGGCUGAGCCCUCUCUAGAUACUGAGCUUCUCAGCUCCCGGCUCUCAUCCCUUCCCAGACUAGCAGUGCCUCUCUCCUUCCUCUGCCCCCAGUCUCCUUUGGAAUCUGCAGAGGGCUUUGGGACCGACGGCCAGAUGUGAAAUCCAGGCCUGAGCUGUUUCUUAGGCAAGAGAUUCGUCUCCAGCUCCGGCUCCACUCCUGCCUGCAGGCUUGGGGCUGAGUGUGGCCGUCAGGCCUCCCUCCUGGCCUCAAGGGCCCGCAGUGCUGGGUUUGUUCAGGGAGAGAGAGAGAGAGAGAGAGGAGGAGGGAGGGAGGAGCUUGGCUGCUUCCCCAUGCCUGCCCCCUCAGUGGUGUUGUCUUUCCCACUCUUGUUCUUAUUUUUCUACCAAUUGCUAUUUUUCCGAACAAUCCUUGUAGAGAGUAUGUGCCAUCCAAAGUCAAGAGGGCCUCCCCGUGGCUGGCUCUGGUUGGAGAUGGUACAGUUUUAUUGUACAGGUGCUAAAACAACAACAACAAAAGAAGAAAAUGGGGGGGGGAAAGACAAAAAAAAAAAAAAGCCAGUUUGAGGAUGGGACAAUCUAUUCUCUGGAGGCUCCUGACCCACGCGGGAGCAUUGGUGGUUAUUUUCUUUGUAUUGUGUUUGUUCUUUGUUCCCGGGGGGGAUGCUCUAGGCCCCCUUCUGUAGGACUGCUCCCACCCCACCGUACUGCCCAGUUGGUUUUGAACAGUUGUUCUCCCUUUUUAAAAAAACAAAAACAAAACAAAAAUAUAUAUAUAUAUAUAUAAAGUUGAGGGGUUUUGCAUUUGGACUUUUUGGUUUUGUUUGGGCCGUGGUAAUUGUGUGGUUUAUUUUAUAUUUGCCUUUAUUUUUAUGCAUUUGGGUGUGUAUUCUGGCUGCUGUCGAUGUUUCGUUUUAAGCAACAGGCUGUGGAGUCAAAAACACUUGCAUACCGAAAACCUGGCUCAGGGCUUCUGUCUCCCGUCUCUCUUUUCACUACCUGCCCUUUGUGGCUUUUCACUGGUUAAAGAAGAUUGGCAUCCCGAUUAAGUCCACAGGGGAACCCCUGGUCCUGCUCGGCAGUUCGGGACCCUGAGGAGUGCAACAAAUGAAGAAUAAGGUGGAAUGGCUAGUAGAGUUCUGGGUCACUGGGUCAAGCUCUGGAAGGGAAGGAAAAGAAAAGGCAGGGCACGUCCUGAGUCCUCUUGGUGGGUAGGGGGGAGGGUGUGCAUGUGUGUCAGCGUUCCUUGUUGGCCAGAGGAGUGGCAGGAUUCUUGCCAUCUGGUGAGACUUGUGGUGGCUCCAUCGAGCAGCAAGAGGGGACAGUAAGCAAGAAAAUCACCUGCUGGUUGGUUCUCUUGCCUGCCCUGGACCACCCAAACGAGUGCCUGGCUGCGUGGUCUCCCUGCCUGGACUACUGUGCCAAUGUCCGGCGGGUCUGAGCGAAGCUGCGCCCCUGCCCUGCCGCCCCCCUCACCGUGUCAGCCUCCUGUGGUGCUGCUUUCCUAAGAUGUCCAACAAAGAUCUUACGAGUUUCUGAAAAAUGGUGCUAGAAGCUAUGGUUCCUUCUGACUGCUGGCUCCAGAAGGCACCUGUUUCUGUUCCAGGGGAAGGGAAUGUUUGACAGGACUAGGAUGAGGCCCUUUUAAGCUGUGUUCUUGGGGCCUCUCACCACAGGAAGAGAGCGUGUAGGUAAGGGGGUCUUUGUGCCUGGCUGACUAGCAUCCAGCCAUCCCUGGUAGUGAGCUGUUCUCUCUGCUCAAGCCCCAGGAGCUGGCCUCAACCCAGGUCUGGCUCUUUCUGCCCAGACAUGUAGCUAUAGGGCAUCACCCCUCUGAGCCAUAGCAUUAGUCUUUCUUGUUGGUCUUUCCCUUUGCAUUUCUGAUCCCAAGACCGUCUGGAAUAGCUGCGUUUCUCUGGUUCCCCGACAACCCCGUAAUGGUUCAGAUUCAGGUCCAUCCUCCGGUUGGAACUUUAAGUGAAGUGAAGAACAGACAUGGCAAUAGGCUAUGAGAGCCGGCUAUGAAAGCCAUGGGGUUCAAGGAUUCAGUUAGGCACAGGAUGUAGUAGCUGCUCAAAGGGAUGGACCUCAGCCUAGACUGGGCAAGGGGCCUGGGGUGGUCAGAGAAGACUUCCCGGGAAAAGUGAAGACUGGCUGAUACUUAAUAAGUGGAAAAGUAGGAAUUAGGGGAGGUAGGGAAGAAUGUUUGAACCAAAGGGACAGUCUGAGCAAAUGCAUGGAGCCAGAGAAGAGGAGGAGUAGGUAUAGGCAGCUACAACCCACUUGAAUGUUGGUGUGGCUGAAUGGUGGGGGGGGGGUGUGGCGGGGAGGCAGGAGCCCUGCAGUCCAGGCUGAAGAGCACAGCUGGGACCUUUGUCUUAGACAUUGGGAACCAUGGGAAGAUUUUCAACUGGGUAGUGACAGAGGUCAGGGGUUUUUUGUUUGCUUUUGUUUUAAUAAAUCGGUAAACAUGUGUUGGGGGUGGGACAGGCAGAGAGAGUGGAAAGGGAGGGGCCGCCAUUCAAUCCCUUGAGAGAAGAGAGGAUAGAGGGAAGGUGGGAAGGAUAUUAUAAGGAUUUCCGUUUAGGGUGGGAGGGGGAUGCUGUGGGCAAAGUCAGAACACCAUCAAAGGCAGACAAGGAUGGUCCUUUGGGGAGCUGUGGACAUCUGAACCAGCCGUAUCUGUGUGUGUGUGUGGCCCCUUUGUCAGUUUUCAGCAGCUUCUGGUUUUCCUGCUUGUGGGCUCCUACCCACAGCUUUUCCAGUGUCCUCCCACUGCCCCUCCCCCAACCAGGUUGCAGAGAGCAAGGCAGGAGGUAUGGGCUUUGAUGUUAAAUCUGCCUCGCUGGUCUGAAUUGGGGUGAGGAUGGUGGCCUUUUAUUAAAUGGUCUCCUAAGUCGUUCAGUGUGACCUAGAGUCAGCUCCACCACUUACUCCCUAGGCGCACUGUGAGUGAGAACCGAACCUUUUCUGGAGCCCUCAUUGCUCCGUCUGCUAGAUGGGGCUCAAUUUACCAACAAAAGAGAAUCAUAUGAGAAUUAUACUGAGGGCAAAACAUGGCGCCUUGUGCGCUCUUCAUGGCUGUGACAGUUGAAGUUAGUUUCGUCCUACCUACCCAGGGGGAGCCCUGGUGGUGCAGUGGUUAAGCACUUGGCUGCUACCUUUUGCUAACUUAAAGCUUGGCAGUUGGAACCCACCAGCUGGUCCCCAGCCGCUCUGUGGGAGAACGAUGUGGCAGACUGCUUCUGUAGAGAUUACAGCCUUGGAAAUCCUAUAGGGCAGUUCUGCUCUGUCCGGUAGGGUCACUAUGAGUCAGAAUUGAUUAGAUAGCAACGGGUUUCGGGUCUACCUACCUAGGGCAGUAAGCCUAUAGAAGGCAGUUGGUUAAUGACAGUCUUACCAGAAUGUUCCUCCUUGGGAUGGGGGGUAGGCAGGGAGGCCCUUAUUCCCUGAGAAAGGACCAUCCCCUAUCUCCGUAUCCCUAUUUGGAACCAGCCAUUGAAAACCCGACGGAGCACAGGUACACUGUGACACACAUGGGGUCGCCGGGAGUCACAGUCCACUGAGGGCAAGUGGUUUUAGGUGGGUUUGGAGGGGCGUGAAUUGGGCAGUAAACUCCUAUCCCCUUCCUUCCAUACUACAGCCUAUUUAUUGUGUGUCCCACCACCGCCCAGGCAAGCA
Messenger RNA from Loxodonta africana (African savanna elephant), 19291 nucleotides. RefSeq names its product BCL6 corepressor like 1 (gene BCORL1). Gene Ontology annotation, molecular function: protein binding; transcription corepressor activity. NCBI's taxonomy places the organism in Eukaryota, Metazoa, Chordata, Mammalia, Proboscidea, Elephantidae. The coding region runs from base 9296 to 14644 and encodes 1782 amino acids. The transcript has 14 exons. Gene Ontology annotation, biological process: negative regulation of transcription by RNA polymerase II. The record is from RefSeq and is a predicted model, not a curated record. Gene Ontology annotation, cellular component: nucleus.